UCACUGUUUGAGAGCAGUACCUGAGAGGAGUUGUUUUCCAAAUAUUGUAUAUUUUGUAGGUGAUGCUUGCAACAUCUGGCUCGUUACUUUCAUUUGCAUGUGCACCGGGUACUACGGCGUCGGAUGGCAGCGGUCGAAAUGGUUUAUUUACAAAACAUUUACUAGAAUAUAUAAUAACACCAAAUGAAGAUAUCCAAUUACUGUUGAGAGAUGUAGCUAAUGGUGUACGAGAAGAAUCAAAUGGGAAACAGGUGCCAUGGCAAAAUAGUUCGCUCACGCAACGAAAUAUUUUUCUGUAUAGUACUGAUCAAAGUUCUAACCAUUCGCUAAUAAAAGGUAUUACGAAGCAAUUAACAAAUAUGAAUGUAGACGGUAGCACUCAUCGUCAAAUCAACACAAUAAAUUAUGAUGAUGGAGGCAAGUAUGAGGGUGAUGUAAAUGAGCAAGGGGAAGAAGAUGGUCAGGGAAUUUACUGGUGGGGUAAGGUAGAAUUUGAAGGUGAUCGUUAUGAAGGCGAGUGGAAAGGAGGGAGAAGAGAUGGCUGCGGUGUUUACUACUAUGGACUGGGUAAAGACUGUAUUAAAUACGAAGUUACGAUGGAAAUUGGAUUAAAGGGGAAAUAG
Molecule: messenger RNA, 623 nt
Organism: Didymodactylos carnosus
Lineage: Eukaryota; Metazoa; Rotifera; Eurotatoria; Philodinida; Philodinidae
Source: the annotation of a GenBank genome assembly